Messenger RNA from Musa acuminata AAA Group (dessert banana), 1906 nucleotides. RefSeq lists its product as uncharacterized. The record is from RefSeq and is a predicted model, not a curated record. Gene Ontology annotation, biological process: mRNA pseudouridine synthesis; tRNA pseudouridine synthesis. The transcript has 13 exons. Lineage: Eukaryota; Viridiplantae; Streptophyta; Magnoliopsida; Zingiberales; Musaceae. Bases 547 to 1710 code for a protein of 387 amino acids. Gene Ontology annotation, molecular function: RNA binding; pseudouridine synthase activity. Gene Ontology annotation, cellular component: nucleus; cytoplasm.
AGAUAGUGAAACCUGUUUUCUGUUUGUCGCAUGUAAAAAUCGUUGCUUAUUUUGAACUAGUCAUAGAGUAUGAUUUUUUCUGUGUGCAAAGUUGAAUAGUCCAUCAACAUUUAUAUUUGGAAAUGUCAAUCAUAUAUUUCUGUGUGGCAUUUUGAAGUUUCAACCCCCUGAUCAGGGUUGUGGGUGGGCGAGAGAGAUUUUCUGAAUAAAGUAGGAUCUACUCUGGAUUAAGAAAUUAUCAGCUAGCUAGCAACACUGGUCAGAAGUAGUUUUAUUAUUUUUUAAACUAUAGUUUAAUUGAACUUGCAGAAUUUAGAUUUGGUGUAUAUUUAUUAUCUUAUUUUGUGAGAGUUUUGGUGUAAUUGGUCUUUUCCUUGCUUUUUAUGGCUUCUUGUACUUACAGUGGUAACUCGAGAAAAUAAUAGUUUAGGUUUCGUUCUAUUUGCGCUUUGACAAUUUCUAACUACUGUAGGGUUUCAACCCCAUAUUGGUGAGGUACUCUUCAACAGUCUUCCGAGAAGGAAGUAGAACUGUUAGGGGAAAGAAAUGUCUUUCUCUGUGGUUACCAUCCUACCAAGUUGCCAGGAGAGGAGUCAGCAACGUGCAGGGAGAUAUGUUGCUUUGAAAAUCAUGUACUUUGGCCAGAGGUUUUAUGGUUUUGCCUCUGAGGCUCAGAUAGAUCCAACUAUUGAGUCUGAAAUUUUCAAAGCGCUAGAGAGGACAAAGCUUGUAAUUGGCACUAAAGAGGAUUCAAGAUACUCGAGAUGUGGCAGAACUGACAAGGGAGUUUCAUCUACUGGCCAAGUAAUUUCUUUAUAUUUAAGAUCAAACCUCAAGGACACUGGAGGGUAUACGAAGAACCACACCACCACCUUGGAAGUAAGAGGUGAAAUUGAUUAUGUAAGGGUGUUGAAUAGAGUUCUCCCGGGGGAUAUACGAGUGAUAGGCUGGUGUCCUGUUCCAACAGAUUUUCACUCAAGGUUCAGCUGUCUCAGCAGGGAAUAUAGAUACCUUUUCUGGAAAGGAAAUUUGGAUGUAUCGGCAAUGCAGCAAGCUGCUAUGAAGUUCAUUGGGGAAUAUGACUUCAGAAAUUUCUGUAAGAUGGAUGCAGCAAAUGUGAAUAACUAUAGGCGACGAAUCACAUUCUUUGAUAUCUCUUCUUUAGAUAGGAGGUCCAUUGAUGUUGAUGAACUAUGGGCAGUGACAAUCAAGGGUAGUGCAUUUUUGUGGCAUCAAGUCCGGUGCAUGGUUGCAGUGUUAUUUAUGGUUGGUCAUGGUUUUGAGUCACCUGACGUUAUCGAUGUACUACUGGAUACCAAGAAGACCCCUAGAAAACCUCAAUACAACAUGGCCCCAGAGCUUCCCUUGAUAUUGCGGUUUUGUGAAUUUGAAGAUCUUGAAUUUAUUUGUUCAUCAGAGGCCAGGCGAACUUUGCAUGAACACUUGAAGAAUGAAGUCCAAAGACACAUGCUUCAGGCGGCCAUCUUCAAUGAGGCCCUAAGCUGUUUAUCGACUGCUAGUGGGCAUGAAUUUUCAUUGUAUUCUGGCCAAAUUUUUACAUGCGCCUUCGGGAAGGAAGAAUCUGCAGGACAAAGUUCAGAAUUUUCGAGGAAGAACAAAUGUCACAUUCCUCUGCUGCGCCGUGCAACCGAGCCCUCAUACGAGGAACGACGAGCCAAGUUGGACAUGAAAGCUAGUCGUAAGAGCUGAAUGAGGCCGUCUGUUGCGAUUCAGUGGAAAUGUGGCAGUGUUGACUUGAUCGCAAGGGGGAGCUUGCUUCAAGUUUUGGAAGAACCAGCCAAGCUUGUACAACGAGAAAUAUGUUUUAGCUGUAUCAAACAAUCUGAUUAGAACACUUGAGAAAUGGAACAUGAGAGCUUAUUCAUUGAGAAAGAUGUUUUUUCUA